Molecule: messenger RNA, 957 nt
Organism: Austrofundulus limnaeus
Lineage: Eukaryota; Metazoa; Chordata; Actinopteri; Cyprinodontiformes; Rivulidae
Product: cylicin-1
Exons: 8
Source: RefSeq, a predicted model, not a curated record
GAUUCCAGCUCUUCCUCCUCAUCUUCCUCCUCUUCUGAUAGUGAGGAUGACAAGAAGAAGAAGAAAAAGAAAAAGAAGAAGAAGAAGAGUUGCAGCUCAUCUGAUGAAAGCUCCUCCUCUUCCUCAUCCUCUUCUUCCUCUGAAAGCGAUGACAAAAAGAAGAAGAAGAAGAAGAAAGACAAGAAAAAGAAAAAGAAGAAAAAGAAGGAUUCUUCUUCUUCCUCUUCAUGCAGUGAUUCUUCCAGUGACGAGGAUAAGRAGAAAAAGAAGAAGAAAAAGGACAAAAAGAAGAAAAAUGAUAAAAAGAAGAAGAAAAAGGACAAGAAGAAGAAAAAGGACAAGAAGAGGAAGAAGGAUUCGUCUUCUUCCUCUUCAUCCAGUGAUUCUUCAAGUGAUGAYGAGAAAAAGAAGAAGAAAAAGAAGAAGGAUAAGAGGAAGAAGAAAGACAAGGAAAAGGACUCAGACUUUUCUGGCAGUGAUGACAAGAAGAAGAAGAAGAAGAAAAAGGAUUCCAGCUCCAGUGACAAGGAAAAUAAAGAGAAAAAGGACAAGGAGAGAGAGGAGAUCCCUGAUGGAGACCAAAGCGACAAGCCUCAAAUGGACGUUUCAGGCUCAGGUGGCAGCCAGUUUUUCACCUCAAGCCGAAGCAGCACUGACCCGAGCGGUGCCAGCUCAACACCCUCGACGUCUUUUCGAUCCAAACUCGAUGUGAAGUUGGAUCCUCUGAGUCCUACUUCUUCMGAUUCCAAACCAUCCAGCUCCGGUUCUGCCUCCAUAGUCAGCUCUCACCUGACUGUUGUAGACAGACCCUUGACCCGCARACCUCUCAGCCCCAUGGAGACCCUGAUGGGGAAUCCACAGAAGUUGGGAGACGGAACAACCCGAACCACCGGUCACCUCUCUUCCACUGAUCUGCUGAAAGGCCCCAGACCUUAAGAUGCCRUAGGGUUAAAAAUA